GCUGUGCCAUCAACAGCCAGGGCUCUGCUAGCUUUCGAGACCGACCUGCGGAUCAGCUCUAAUUCUGACCGAUCGGGUAGUUUGCUACCUGUCCGAGAACACAGCGUCAUGGGGCCCAGGAUCAGGCUCGGAUACGAGAGUAAACGAUGGACCAGGCGGUGAGGACGAGAUCGCCGCGGAGGAAGCAAGACAGGAUCAUCCUGCAUUUCGAUUACGACUGCUUCUACGCACAGGUUGUUGAGAACGCCCAGCCUGCGCUCAGGUCUCUGCCGCUUGGUAUCAAGCAGAAGAGCAUCCUGGCCACAUGUAACUACCUGGCCCGGAAGCGAGGUGUCAAGAAGCUGCAGCUCAUCUCUGAGGCCAAGAAGAUCUGCCCGGACCUGGUCCUCGCAGAUGGCGAGGACUUGUCUGCGUUCCGGGAUGUUUCCAAGAAGCUGUAUGGCCUGUUGAGGUCGUUCUCGUGGAACAAGAAGGCUGAGCGUCUGGGUCUCGACGAGGUGUUCUUAGACGUCACUGACAUGGUCGAGUUCAACGUUGGUCUUCUGAACCAGAAUGCAUUGUCAGACUCGUUCUUUUGUCUGUCCAGGGACAACCCUGAGAAAGGUUUCAGCUUCGAUGCUACAGCCAUUGCCGGCUGCGUUGCUGGCAAUGGACAUGGGGAAGACAACCAUGGUAACUUGCUCUUCGUCAAGCUCCUCCUUGCAUCGCACCUGGCAAGGUACAUCCGGCUGAAGAUAGAGGAAGAGGGCUACACAUCCGCGUGUGGUAUCUCAACCAACAAGGUCUUGAGUAAGCUGGCGGGCACCGUGAACAAGCCGAGAAAUCAGACAACCUUGCUUUCGCUUCGUGAAGAUGAAGCACUCGGAUUCAUGGACUCGUACGGCCUCCGUCAAGUCCCCGGAAUAGGAGGUAGAAUAACGCACACCCUGGAGAGCUACUUUCUGGGGAAGGACGCCGACACGGACACAUUUGUCAACGGGUCUGCCGUGACAGUAGGCGAGUUCAGGGCCAGGCCAGAAGUCUCGCCUCAUAUGCUGGAGAAGCUACUGGGCAGCCGUCCCGGGGCUGAGAAAGGCAUAGGCGAGAAGGUGUGGGCUCUGCUGCACGGGGUUGACGACACGGAGGUCAAGUCAGCGAGCUCCAUCCCGACGCAGAUCUCGAUUGAGGACACUUAUCCUGGGCCGAAGGGUGGGCUGAACACGUUGGCUCAAGUCGAACGCGAACUGAUGAAGCUCUCGGCGUCUCUGUUAAGGCGCAUGCAUGUUGAUCUGACUGAAGCCGAGGAACCAGACAAAGACUCUACGGGGUCGGCUCAGGGCCUCAGGCGCACAAGGUGGUUGGCCCACCCUAAAACGCUCCGGUUGUCGACCCGCCCCAAGUCAUCGCCCAACGAGGGCACACCUUACAAUUGGGGCAGGGCCAGUCGAAGCCAGCCACUGCCGACAUUCGUCUUCCACGACAUCGAUCGUGAGGUCAUUGUCGGGAGGCUCGUGAAAGAGGCGCUGCUCCCGAUGUUCUUCCAGCUGAACCCAGAAAAGCCCGAAGGGUGGAACAUCGGCAUGAUCAACAUAUGCGUAGCAAACAUGGUUCUGACGGCAACUGAUGACGCGUCUGGGAGCGGGAGGGAUAUCUCGCAGAUGUUCAAGAGGCAGGACGAGGUUCUGCGCGAGUUCAAGGUCUACGAUGACGGGAGCGAGCUGCCGCAAUCGGCCGCCCAGGCUCCAAAGAUGGGAGAGGACGGCGACGGAGCAGGCCUUGAUUCCAUGUGGACGGAUGGUAAUGACAUGGAUCUUGGGGAUGACUAUGUAUCAGAGUCCGAAUCUGAAGCCUGGGGUGACGAGGACGGUAGCCAGGCGUGUCCGAGAUGCGGCCACUACCUGCCCGAGUUUGCCUUAUCCGCACACCUGCGGUAUCACGUCCUCGAAGAGCCAUAAAUACCUAGAUAAAUGAAAUAUAUUCCGCGUAGAGUAUGAA
Messenger RNA from Diaporthe batatas, 1974 nucleotides. RefSeq lists its product as uncharacterized. Gene Ontology annotation, biological process: translesion synthesis. Gene Ontology annotation, molecular function: DNA-directed DNA polymerase activity; damaged DNA binding. Bases 147 to 1934 code for a protein of 595 amino acids. Lineage: Eukaryota; Fungi; Ascomycota; Sordariomycetes; Diaporthales; Diaporthaceae. The transcript has 2 exons. The record is from RefSeq and is a predicted model, not a curated record.